CCUCUCCCUAGCCAGGGACACUACCGCACAUAUCAUUCAAAAAAAUCAAAACAUCAACAACAUCCAACCAUCAAUCUUUUGCUCCAUUUAUUUCAAAACAUCCAUACCUUUUUUUCAAUUAAAAGGUGUGUUUACAUUUUUUGCAACUACUUCUUUAAUUAACAAUUAAACAUAAUGAGCAAUUCUUUUCAUACUGUACCAUUUGAUGAAGCCAUUGCCAGAAGAGGUGGAAUAUUAGGUUCAUCAUCUAGUCAUGAUGGGAAAUCUCCUGCUAUAUUUACUUAUGCUAAUGGAAGAUCAUUUAUAUUUUAUAUUCCUAAUAAAGAUCCAAACAGACAUAAAUAUAAAUCAUUAAUAAUUAAUCAUGGUGGUAUAUUGGUUGAUAGUAGACCUAAUGAAUUCCAUACUAAUGAAAUUAUUGUAGUUAGUUCUAAACCAGAAUUAGAAUUCUUGGGUGAUGAAUCUAUAAUUAAUGUUAGUUUUGAUUAUAUUAUUAAUUCUGUUAAUAAUGGAGCUUUAGAACCAAUUGAAGACUAUAGAUAUAAUCCUCAACAACAUUUGAUGGAUCCUGCCACUGCAGCAGCCGCUGCCGCUGCUGCUGCUGCCGCUGCUGCUGCUGAUAUUGAUCAUGAUCAUGAUCAUCAUUUAGUUAAUAUCAAUACAGGAAAUUCAUCUUCCAAUACUUCUUCUGUUGGGACUCAAGCUUUACCUAAUUCACGUGGUCAUAAUAGAUUUACAGCUGAAAAGGAUGAAUUUAUUCUUCAACAAAUUAGAUUAAAUCCUAAAUUAAGACAUAGUCAUAGAUUUUUUCAAGAAUUAAGUAAUCAACCAAUUCUUAAAGGUCAUACUGGGAAUUCUAUUAGAUCCAGAUAUCGUAAACAUUUAGAAAAAAAAUUACAUUGGGUUUAUAAAAUUGAUGAUAAUAAUAAAAUUAGUAAAGAUAGUGAAGGUAAUCCAAUUAAAUUAGGGGUUGAAGAAUUACCAGAUACUUUAAAAAAUAAGUAUACCCCACAAGAUGAUUAUUUAUUAUGUAUUGAAGCUUUAGCUUAUAUUAAACAAAUGACUAUUGGUAAUGAAGAUAGUAUUGAUAUAAAUAAAAAAGUUGCAUUACCAUAUUCAUUUUUUAAUGAUAUGUUUAAAAAGAAUUCCAAACAUUCUUUACAUUCUUGGAGAGAUAGAUAUAGGAAAUUUGUUUCUGAUGGAACUUUACAACAUUAUAUUAAAUACUAUGAUGAAUGUGAAAAAAAUAAUCAAAUUGCUCGUCCAUUGGUUAGAGUAAAUGAAUUUACUAAAGCUGCUCAAGAAUUUAGAACUACUAUUACUUCAGGUCAAGAUGGUAGUUCUGAUACUGUAAGUAGUCCAAUACAAAGGAAAAGAAAAACAGGAGUUGAAUCAGCUCUUGAUGAAGAAAUUGGUGAACUUAAAAGUUCUAAUAUUGAUGCAUCAUUAUUUGUUAAAACUGCUGGUGAUGAUAGUAGACAACAACAAGCUAGAAAGGCAAGACGUUUACAAGAAGAAAAUGAUCAUAAUGAUGAACAAGUAGCAGCUGUUGUGGCUGCUGCUGCUGCUGCUAAUGAUGAAGAAUCUCAAGCAAUUUUAAAACCUAUUCUCAAUGCUAAUGUUGGUGAUGAUGAUGAGGAUGAAGUUGAUGAUGAAAUUGAAGAUGUUGAGAAUGAUGAUUUAUCAUCUCAAAGGCAAGAUCAAACUCAAACUCAAUCUCAACUAGUUGAUGAAGCAGAUGAUGAUGUUCAAUCACAAUUAGCAGCAGCACAAGAUCAAACAUUUGAACUUCGAUACCUUGAUGUUGAGACUACUACUAUGGCAGAUGUAAUUAAGAUUCCACUUCCACCUCAAAAUGAAUUUUUUGAUCAAGUAAAUGCUACACUUAAGAUUGAUAAUAGUGUUGAAGAAGUUUAUUUAGUUGAUCUUGUUAGAGCUCUUGAAGAGCUUGGAUUAAAGGAUAACUUCAUUGGUCAUAUCAUUCUUAGUUGUAGUGGAGAUAAAUUAAAUAUUAAAUAUUAUAUUGAACUGUUCUUCCUGAACUUUUAUCAAUUUCUUGAUGAUGAGGAAGGUGAAAGUAGAAUGCAAGGUUUUGCAGAUUAUUUAAGAUUUAAUUAUGCUGGUAGAGUAUGGAAUUUAAAAAUGGAUCAAGCUUUGAAUACUCCUCGUGAGAAUGAUUUAUUGGAAGUUCAUUCCAAGCUGCAAAUUAGAGCUAGGAAAACUUUCUUGGAGAGUAUUGGUUUAUUAAAUUAAUUAAUUUAUUUCUUUAUUUAUUUCUUUAUUUAUUUCUUUAUUU
Molecule: messenger RNA, 2296 nt
Organism: Scheffersomyces amazonensis
Lineage: Eukaryota; Fungi; Ascomycota; Pichiomycetes; Serinales; Debaryomycetaceae
Gene: RAP1
Product: DNA-binding transcription factor
Exons: 1
Coding region: 175-2253 (692 amino acids)
Biological process (GO): telomere maintenance via telomere lengthening; regulation of DNA-templated transcription
Cellular component (GO): shelterin complex
Molecular function (GO): telomeric repeat DNA binding
Source: RefSeq, a predicted model, not a curated record